AUGGAAGGAAAACAACAAGCACACACGUUAGAAAUCAACAUUAUUUCUGGACAACACAUAAGCGUAGAUCAAAAUUUACAGGCAGAGGAUGCAUAUGUUGUUGUUCGUGCCGAGUCUCUCAACUCAUGCACUACAAAAGUGGCGAAAGAGAGUGAGGGUUUACUUUCAUGGAAUGAAAAAUUCAUGUUAGAUAUUCACCCACAUGCAAGGUCAGUGACGUUUGAAGUACAAUGCAAGAAGUACAAAGGAAUUCGUCCCAUUGGAGUGACUAGGAUAGCACUUUCUGAUUUAUUUGGUGAGAAUGUUUCGUUGCAAAGUUGUGAUCAAACUUUGAGUUAUGAGUUGAGAGAUUGGGAUGGUAGGAAAAAUGGUGUUAUUAACUUUUCUGUAAGGAGGGUGACACAAGAGGACAAUAUAAAAAUACAGCAGAAACAAUUUCUUUGGGAUUCGAAGAUUGUUCGAGUGAACUGA
This is a messenger RNA of Vicia faba (fava bean), 471 nucleotides long. The record is from the annotation of a GenBank genome assembly. Lineage: Eukaryota; Viridiplantae; Streptophyta; Magnoliopsida; Fabales; Fabaceae.